AUGGAGUCAAAAAAUGAUGAAAGCAAACCAGAUGAAAAUAUGAAUUAUAAUGAUAUUCAGGUAGAAGAAGAAGCAAAAAUCCUGGAAAUUGUAAAUAGCUCAGAAAAUGAGAAGACUUCAGAACCAACAGAAGAGAACGUUGAAGUUAAUGCUAAAUUUACGUCUAAAACUAAACACUUCACUCCUUCAAUCAAGAUAAGCCGAGCUUUCACAACGCUCACAGAAGAGAACUUAAUCCAAAAAGAAAUUAUGGAAAUCUCAGAAGAUAAAGCACAAAACGCUCUUAUAAGAGAGCUUCCGAGAAGAUCACAAUCAAUUAUAUAUGCCUUCUUCAGAAGACUGUAUGAACAAAUCUAUGAUAAAUUUUUAAGUCCGCAAGAAUUUUUGACCAGCAUCGACCCUGAAAAUAAAAACAAAUUUUCAUUGGAGGAGUUUUGCAACGUCCUUAUGAAGAAUGGGUACCGGUUCACUACGUAUGAAUUAAAUUUUGUUUUCAAUUUAAUUAAAGAAGAUGAGUAUGUGUCCUCAGAAAUGAUCAUAAGCCAGCUGGAGAGGCAGGAAAUUGACUGUGACUCGGAUAGAAGCUCUGAUGUGUCAUCUCCUCCGACGAACACGCCUAGCAUGCACGGGUUUACUUCAUUUGCAAAUGCGUUACGUUCAUCACUGGGGUGGAAGAAUGAGUGUGAUUCGAGUUUUUCAAGAAGUGACUCAUGGAAUUCAAACUAUAGUAAAAACUAA
Molecule: messenger RNA, 738 nt
Organism: Blepharisma stoltei
Lineage: Eukaryota; Ciliophora; Heterotrichea; Heterotrichida; Blepharismidae
Source: the annotation of a GenBank genome assembly